AUGGUAGGCCAAAUGAAAUCAUUUUUCUUCGUAUUCAUUUUCCUUGUUCUAUCAAAAGCCGUCGUAUCAUCAGCUAGGAAACCAUCCAAAUCACAACCAAAGCCGUGCAAAAACUUUGUCCUCUACUACCACGACAUAAUGUUCGGCGUCGACGACGUGCAAAACGCGACUUCUGCAGCCAUUACCAACCCCCCGGGCCUCGGUAACUUCAAGUUCGGGAAACUAGUGAUCUUCGACGAUCCAAUGACCAUAGACAAAAACUUUAAAUCCGAACCCGUGGCCCGUGCUCAAGGGUUCUAUUUCUACGACAUGAAGAACGAUUACAACGCGUGGUUCGCGUACACGCUCGUCUUCAACUCGACGCAACACAAAGGGACGUUGAACAUAAUGGGGGCAGAUCUUAUGAUGGUGAAGAGUAGAGAUUUGUCUGUGGUCGGAGGUACGGGUGAUUUUUUCAUGACUCGAGGGAUUGUUACGUUCGAGACUGAUACCUUUGAAGGUGCUAAGUAUUUUAGGGUCAAGAUGGAUAUCAAACUUUAUGACUGUUACUAGAAGAGAGUACCACUAAAUGGUUCGAGAGAGAGAGAGUCAGCUAGCGAGUGCCUGACUUUGUUAGAAGUUUUUUGUACUUUUAAAACUUCUGAUAAUUGAAUAAGUUUGAGUUGUGUAAUAAUCUUAUAUUGGUUUUUAUGUUUUCAUCAGUUGGA
This is a messenger RNA of Capsella rubella, 707 nucleotides long. Its product is annotated as dirigent protein 5. The record is from RefSeq and is a predicted model, not a curated record. The transcript has a single exon. Bases 1 to 552 code for a protein of 183 amino acids. Lineage: Eukaryota; Viridiplantae; Streptophyta; Magnoliopsida; Brassicales; Brassicaceae.